Messenger RNA from Megalops cyprinoides (Indo-Pacific tarpon), 4269 nucleotides. It is a transcript of the gene phka2, whose product is annotated as phosphorylase kinase, alpha 2 (liver). The transcript has 32 exons. Gene Ontology annotation, cellular component: phosphorylase kinase complex. Gene Ontology annotation, molecular function: calmodulin binding. Bases 178 to 3861 code for a protein of 1227 amino acids. Lineage: Eukaryota; Metazoa; Chordata; Actinopteri; Elopiformes; Megalopidae. The record is from RefSeq and is a predicted model, not a curated record. Gene Ontology annotation, biological process: glycogen metabolic process.
GGCAGGAUUCACAACUGGAUUCUCCUGCUAUAUCGGGUGAUUACCCGUUGAAAAAUAGAUUAGACUAACCAUCAUGAGGAGACUGCAAAUCGCAAUUUAAAUCCAGUGAAGAAGGAAACACUGAUUUCCUACUGUAAGCUUGGACAUGUCCCGCUAAGCAGUUAACCCGAUGGAAGAAUGCGGAGUCGCAGCAACUCGGGAGUGCGCUUGGAUUCAUACGCCCGGCUCGUCCAGCAGACAAUAUUAUGUCAUCAGAACCCGGUGACAGGUCUGCUCCCAGCCAGCGAACAGCAGAAGGAUGCCUGGGUGAGGGACAAUGUGUACAGCAUCCUCGCUGUGUGGGGCCUGGGCAUGGCCUACCGCAAGAAUGCGGACCGUGAUGAGGACAAGGCCAAGGCCUACGAGCUGGAGCAGAGUGUUGUCAAACUGAUGCAAGGACUGCUACAGUGCAUGAUGCGACAGGUAGAGAAGGUGGAGAAGUUCAAACACACUCAGAGCACCAGAGACUGCCUCCACGCCAAGUACCACACUCCCACCUGCAGCACCGUGGUGGGGGAUGACCAGUGGGGGCACCUGCAAGUAGAUGCCACCUCCCUCUAUCUGCUUUUCCUGGCUCAGAUGACUGCCUCAGGUCUCCGCAUCAUAUCUAACUUGGAUGAAGUGGCGUUCAUACAAAACCUUGUCUUCUACAUUGAGGCUGCUUACAAAGUUGCUGAUUAUGGGAUGUGGGAGCGAGGGGACAAGACCAAUCAGGGGAUACCUGAACUGAAUGGAAGCUCUGUGGGAAUGGCCAAGGCUGCAUUGGAAUCCAUUGAUGAGUUGGACCUGUUUGGUGCCCACGGUGGGCCAAAAUCAGUCAUCCAUGUUCUGCCUGAUGAAGUGGAGCACUGCCAGUCGAUCCUGUGCUCCAUGCUACCCAGGGCCUCCACGUCGAAGGAGAUCGACGCCGGCCUCCUGUCUGUCAUCUCCUUCCCAGCGUUUGCUGUGGAGGACGCUGACCUGGUCAACAUCACCAAGAGUGAGAUCAUCACCAAGCUGCAGGGUCGGUAUGGCUGCUGCCGGUUCAUUAGAGAUGGAUACAGAACCCCGAAAGAGGACCCCUCCCGCCUGCACUAUGACCCCGCCGAACUUAAGCUGUUUGAGAACAUUGAGUGCGAGUGGCCAGUGUUUUGGACCUACCUCAUCCUAGAUGGCAUUUUUAAUGGAGACCAACUUCAGGUGCAGGAGUAUAGAGAGGCCCUGGAAGGGAUCUUGAUCCGGGGAAAGAAUGGGAUCCGGCUGGUUCCUGAGCUGUACGCUGUUCCAGCGGACAAGGUGGAGGAGGAGUACAGGAACUCCCACACUGUGGACAGGGUGAACAAAGGACAGCUGCCACACAUGUGGGGACAGUCCCUCUACAUCCUGGCCAGUCUGCUGGCAGAGGGAUUCCUGGCCCCCGGAGAGAUUGACCCCCUCAACAGAAGAAUGUCCACGUGCUUCAGACCUGAUGUUGUUGUACAAGUGUGCGUGUUGGCAGAGUCAGAGCAGAUCAAGGAGCUGCUGAAGGACGAUGGAGUGGAUGUCCAGACCAUGUCCGAAGUCCUGCCCAUCCGCGUCAUGCCUGCACGCAUCCUCAGCCAUAUCUACGUCAAACUAGGCCAGAGUAAAAAGUUGAAGUUAAGUGGCCGGCCAUACAGACACAUUGGAGUCCUAGGAACUUCAAAGUUCUACGAGAUCAGAAAUCGUACCUAUACUUUCACCCCACAGUUCAUUGACCAGCACCACUUCUACCUGGCUCUGGACAACCAGAUGAUUGUGGAGAUGUUGCGGACAGAGCUGGCCUAUCUCUCCUCUUGCUGGAGGAUGACUGGGAGACCUGUCAUCACCUUCCCCAUCACACACAACAUGCUGGUGGAGGACGGGGAAAGCAUCGACCCCUGCAUAUUGGCCACCCUGCGAAAGCUGCAGGAUGGAUACUUUGGAGGAGCAAGGGUACAGAUGGGCUCACUCUCCAACUUCCUCACCACCUCCUUCCACACGCAGCUCAGCUUCCUCGAUGCGGAUGCUGACGAAACACUGCUGGAGGAGGAUGAAGAAGAAGAAGAAGAUGAUGGAGACUUUGAGGAAGGAUGUUACACCUUGGCAGGGGGUUCGAAGGACCAGUUUGACCAGUACCUCUCGCAGCUGCUUCAGAGCACGGUGACCAGGUCCUUUCUUCCUCCCAUCCAGAGGGGGCAGCACCACGUGUUCAGUGCUGAACACACUACUCGGGACAUCCUCUCUCUUAUGGCUCAGGUCCAGGGACUCAACAUGCCCAAGACGUCCAUGUAUCUGCCCGUGACUCCAAUCAUGAACAAGCACCGCAAGUCUCUGAAUCUGCUGGAAGUUCCCCAGCCACACCAUCACACGCCGCAUCAUUCCAAGGCCCCUAGUCUUGAUCUCCACCUUCCCCGUGAUGCCCAUGGCAACAUGGACUUCCUGUCCCUGGUGAAGCAGCUGAAGGAGUGCCCCACCCUGCAGGACCAGGCAGACAUCCUCUAUAUCCUCUACAUUAUGAAGGGGGCAGACUGGGAAGUGGACCUGCCGGGACAGGGCGGAGCCACGGUGCGCUCCCUGCUGGAGGAGCUCUACAUAAAGGCUGGGAAGUGCAGAGAGUGGGGCCUAAUCCGCUACAUCUCUGGUAUCCUGCACAAGAAGGUGGAGGUGCUGGCAGAGGCCUGCACCGACCUCAUCUCUCACCACAAGCAGCUGACUGUGGGGUUGCCGCCCGAGCCCAGGGAGAAGGUCAUCACCUCCCCUCUUCCUCCUGAGGAUCUCAACUCAUUGAUCUAUGAAGCCAGUGGCCAGGACAUCAGCAUUGCGGUUCUCACUCAGGAAAUUAUGGUGUACCUAGCGAUGUAUAUACGGUCCCAGCCAUCAUUGUUCGGGGACAUGCUGCGACUGCGAAUAGGUCUCAUCAUGCAGGUGAUGGCCACCGAGCUGGCCCGCAGUCUGCACUGCUCUGGGGAGGAGGCCUCUGAGAGUUUGAUGAGCCUGAGCCCCUCAGACAUGAAAAAUCUGCUGCACCACAUCCUCAGUGGGAAGGAGUUUGGCGUUGAGAGGAGCAUGCGUCCUGUUGAAUCCAUUGCCACCAGCCCAGCCAUCUCUAUACAUGAGCUGGGUCACACUGGGGCCACCAAGACUGAGCGUACAGGCAUCAGCAAGCUGAAGAGUGAGAUGAAGCAGAUCUUUUUCAGUGGUCUUUCCUCAAGCAGUGGCGUCCCCUCUCCCCGCUCCACGAGGUGUAGCAGCCCAUCCACCCCCAGUGGCAUGCUGUCCCCCACGGGCCCCGGCAGCUCCGCCCUGCUCUGGGAGGAGCGUCAGGGCCAGUGGCUGCGCCGUCGCCGGUUAGACGGAGCCAUCAACCGAGUCCCCAUGGGCUUCUACCAGAGGGUGUGGAAGAUCCUGCAGAAGUGUCACGGCCUGUCGAUCGCCGGCUACGUGCUGCCCUCCUCCACCACGCGAGAGAUGACAGAGGGUGAGAUCAAGUUCGCCGUCCAUGUGGAGUCAGUUCUGAACCACGUCCCCCAGCCUGAGUACCGGCAGCUGCUAGUGGAGACCAUCAUGGUUCUGACUCUGGUGGCCGAUUUGGAGAUCCCCAGCAUCGGGGGCAUCAUACAUGUCGACCGCAUCGUCCAAAUGGCCAAUGACCUCUUCCGCCAGGACCAGAAAGCCCAUGGGGCCAAUGAAUACUUCCUUGAGCAGGACCCAGCCACAGGAAUCUGUAACUUCUUCUAUGACAGCGCCCCCAGUGGCAGCUACGGGACCAUGACUUACCUCUCUAAAGCCGUGUUAGCCUACGCGCAAGACUUCCUGCCCAACACCAGCUGUCUGACACAGUAGAACGGCAGGAUUCCCUAUACCACUCAAGUCCACUCAUUGGCCAAAAGAUCCAUGAGUUUCAGUGAGUUCCACAGGUGCUAUGUAGCUACCAGAUGUUUGUCUCAUAUAACAGGUGGGUCCAAUUCACUUCCAGUUAAGUGAUGAAUGAGGACCAGAUCAACAGAUGGAACAAAGGCCAGAAACCUGUAGAUGACCACAUUACACCACUUGUCUAUACAAACAUUAACUAAUACAUUUAGAAUAAUAUACCUCCAUUUAGCACUAGGGCCUGGAUGUACCAGUCAGAAAAUGCAGUGCUUCAUAGCAUCCGAUUAUCUACAGGUCAUUUUACCUCUAACCAAUUACAAGCUUUGAUUUUGCCUGUGUGAGUUGUGAUUGCAUCAGAUUUAUUUAGGUUUUGGCUUUUAU